CACGCACACUCAAUACUACCAUGCAAGACGACCAUAAUGCGAACGUGAAACAGGAGGACACGGGGCAGGACGCGAUCUUGGACUGCGAGAUUCUGGAAUUUGUCGUGGAGAGCGGACAAGACUUGUGGGGUUUCCUUGAGCAACUCAACGCCGUGCCCCAAGAGCAGUUGUCAGUUUGGGAACGCCACGCCGAGAAAAUGCAGCGGUUGAAAAUUCCAUCAUAUCGGUAUGGCCUCGUAGGCAAGACAGGCAGCGGCAAGUCCACACUCGCCAACUGUCUGCUCGAUGCGGAUAUUCUUCCGUCGUCAGCUGCU
Messenger RNA from Mycena citricolor, 314 nucleotides. NCBI's taxonomy places the organism in Eukaryota, Fungi, Basidiomycota, Agaricomycetes, Agaricales, Mycenaceae. The record is from the annotation of a GenBank genome assembly.